CUUGUCUAAUUCUAUUGCAAACUUUGCAAUAAUGGGUUUCAAAGUUAAUAUUGGAGUUGCCAUUUUGAGUGUUAUGCUUCUUCUUGUUUUCUCAGAUUCGACUCGCAUUUCCAACACAAUCGAUGUCCCACGUAAUGAGGGCAAAGGGAGUAAUGAGGUAAAUGAUUCCAAAUGUUUUGGAAAAUUUCACUAUAAAGGUUAUAAACACGGUGAAUACGGACUAGGAGGAGGAGGAGGAGGAGGCGGGGGCGGUUACAAUGAUUAUGGUGGCGGAGGCAGAGGCGGUGGGGGUGGCUAUGGAGAAGGUGAAGGUGGUUCUGGUAGCGGAGGUGGUGGCAGCGGCUAUGGAGGUGGUUCUGGCAGAGGAAGUGGUGGUGGUAGCGACUAUGGAGGUGGUGGUGGUAGUGGCUAUGGGGGUGGUUCUGGCAGCAGAGGUGGUGGUGGUAGUGGCUAUGGAGGUGGUUCUGGCAGUGGAGGUGGUGAAGGUAGCGACUAUGGAGGUGGUUCUGGUAGUGGAGGAGGCGGUGGUGGUUAUGGCGGUGGAGAUGGCUAUUAUGGUAAUAAAGUUGGUUCAGAUGUCGUCAAUCCAUCUAUAGAUACUGAGAAGACAACUUCCUUCGUCAACCAAGACUGGUAUAGACAUCGCCAUGGGGGUGGUGGAGGAGGUGGCCAUGGGGGCGGAGGAGGAGGUGGCUAUGGAGGUGGCCAUGGGGGUGGUGGAGGAGGUGGCCAUGGGGGUGGCUAUGGGGGCGGAGGGGGUGGCUAA
This is a messenger RNA of Salvia splendens (bonfire salvia), 766 nucleotides long. RefSeq names its product glycine-rich cell wall structural protein 2-like. The transcript has 3 exons. NCBI's taxonomy places the organism in Eukaryota, Viridiplantae, Streptophyta, Magnoliopsida, Lamiales, Lamiaceae. Bases 32 to 766 code for a protein of 244 amino acids. The record is from RefSeq and is a predicted model, not a curated record.